This is a messenger RNA of Halteromyces radiatus, 321 nucleotides long. RefSeq lists its product as uncharacterized. Bases 1 to 321 code for a protein of 106 amino acids. The transcript has 3 exons. NCBI's taxonomy places the organism in Eukaryota, Fungi, Mucoromycota, Mucoromycetes, Mucorales, Cunninghamellaceae. The record is from RefSeq and is a predicted model, not a curated record.
AUGGUGUACUUGAUUCAAUGCCAGCCAUCAAAGACUCAAUCUCAUCGUCUACGCCCUAUACUUGUAUUAACACCGUUAGGUCAAGUACUGGUUGGAGAUCACUUUGAAUAUUAUACUGUACGUACCUUUGGUCAUUCUCUACUUUAUUUGUCGUUUUUCACUUGGUAUGAUGUUGCGUUAUUAUCAUUCUCUCCCGUGAUCUUAGAUUGUUACGCCUCUUCUCGUGAUACUCUACUCUCUUCAACAAAAGGUGAACAAGUCCUAUUUGGUCAAUACAAACAUGCUUUUGAUUGUCCCUCUAGUUAUGGUUCUUAUCAUUGA